Molecule: messenger RNA, 1474 nt
Organism: Aegilops tauschii subsp. strangulata
Lineage: Eukaryota; Viridiplantae; Streptophyta; Magnoliopsida; Poales; Poaceae
Molecular function (GO): protein binding
Source: RefSeq, a predicted model, not a curated record
CCAAUGGCAGUAUUUUUUUUUUAGCCGUAUGAACCAACACUUUCCUAACAAAAAAAAAUACCUUUUGCUUUUUUCCUUUUAAGAAUAUCAUCAUAGUAUAGUGAUCCCAGUAUAGUGUUUCCUUUUUUUUGAGCGAACAGUAUAGUUUUUCCUGCUUUCAAAAUAAGAAUAGUAUAGUUUUAAAAUCCUUUUUAGGGAGUAUAGUUUUAAAUUUGUUUAGCACCCCCAUCGUGGGCUUCAUUGUACAGCCCGAGCCCAGCUUUGGGCUUUCCACAUUCACUUCACUACGCAUUGGUUCGCCACAUUCCGCAGACACGCACCAGCGAAGUAGGGCGAGAUGACCACCAGCCGCCGCCACCACCACCGCUGCUCGCCGACGAAGGAUCCGCUGGACGACGACGACCUCCUCGCUGAGAUCCUCCUCCGCCUCCCCCCACAGCCGUCCUCCCUCCCUCACGCCUCCCUCGUCUGCAAGUGGUGGCGCGGCCUCGUCUCCGACCCCCGAUUCCGACGCCGCUUCCGCCUCCACCACCGCCGCAACCCUCCCCUCCUCGGCUUCUUCGGCAGAGACAACGCCCUCUCCUUCGUACCUACUCUCGAGGCCCCCAAUCGCGUCCCGCCUGGCCGCUUCUCCUUGCAGCGCGGCUACGGCGACCGCUUCGUCUCCCUCGGAUGCCGCCAUGGCCUCGUACUCAUCUUCAACGUGCCGCGGAACCAAGUCCUGGUGUGGGGCCCCGUCACCGGCGACCAGCGCCGCCUUGCCAUUCCCCGGGAGGUUGCGACAUAUGCAGAGAUGGCAACGACCAAUGGGGCGGUGCUUCACGCUGCUGGAGACGUCCAGAAAUUCCAGGUGGUCUUGGUGGUGGCAGAGGUCGAGGACGAAGAACACAAGCGAGCGGUCGCCUGUAUCUACUCAUCGGAGACCGGCUUAUGGGGUGAUCCCAUCUCAGCACCGCUUCCAUCGGGUCAUGAUCCCACCUUGAUUCGUCACUCCGCUGUGCUGGCUGGGCAUUCUCUUUACUGGAUGCUUGCUUCGAUGCUUCUUGAGAAUUUUGUUGGAAUUCUCGAGUUUGAUUUGGAGAAGCACAGCCUAGCUGUGAUACAGGUGCCAGUACAUAUGCUUGAACAGAGCCAACACCGAUUCUCGAUUAUGCGGGCAGAGGGUGAUGGCCUUGGUCUACUCUUCUAUAAGGACCGCGGUUUCCAGUUAUGGAAGAGGGUGACUGAUUAUAAUGGUGUUGCUUCAUGGGGGCUGGGAAGAACUAUUGGACUGGACAAGCUUUCCAUGAAUCUAGAAGGGAAUGACAUAAUGAUACUAGGGUUCGCUGACGAAAAUAAUGUGGUGUUUGUCUGCACACGUGACAUCCGCUUUAUGGUCCAUCUUGAGUCAUCACAGUGCCAGAAACUGAUGGGAACCUAUUCUCAUUAUCAUCAUCCAUUCGAAAGUGUGUACACUGCAGGCAGUGGGCUGUAA